CAGGAGAGCGUGCCAGCCCUGGGGACAGGGAGCAACCAGGCUCUAGCAGAAGGACCAGGGUGCCAGAACCAAGUCAGUAACCACAUGGGUGAGCACGCAACCCGCCGCCUCCACAGCAGGGUGAUCUGUGCCACUCAGUAGCUUCUCUGCACAAGGCUUCCAGCGUCCCGUUUCCAAAGAAACAUGGACUGUUAAGUUAUAGAUGUGUGAUGUAGAGCCUCUUUGUGUACUUGAGAAGGUGCAGUUCUGCUGAUGUUUAAUUCCUCUUUGGCUGUCUAUAAACUGUGAAACAGAAGGAUGCAGAAGAUUGCCUCUUGCCUUUUUGUGCGUGAGUGAUAAGAGCACAAGAUCAUUACUACAAGUCUGCUGCAAAGAUGAGUUCAGAGGAGAAGAGUAUAUCUCCAGCUCACAAAACAUCCACUCCAUCACAUAGAAGUGCCUCUUCCUCCUCAUCGUCUCAGAGAGACAGGAGGCAGAGUGUUCAUAUUUUGGAGCGGAAGGCUUCUUCAGGAAGCACAGACCCUUCUUUAAGCAAGCAGUUCCUUGAAAGUGACCACAUAUCUCUAUCUAAGGAACCCGACAGCUGGGAGAUCAUAGAGGGUCUGCGAAUAGGCCAGACCAAUGUCCAGAAGCCAGACAAACAUGAAGGUUUCAUGCUGAAAAAGAGAAAAUGGCCUUUAAAAGGUUGGCACAAGAGGUUUUUUGUCCUGGAUAAUGGAAUGCUGAAAUAUUCAAAGUCACCAAUCGAUAUACAGAAAGGCAAAGUCCAUGGGAGCAUUGAUGUUGGUUUAUCAGUUAUGUCUAUAAAAAAGAAGGCUCGUAGAAUAGAUCUUGACACAGAAGAACACAUCUAUCACCUGAAGGUGAAGUCCCAGGAUUCAUUUGAUGCAUGGGUUUCAAAAUUACGCCACCAUCGGUUAUACCGUCAAAAUGAGAUUGUGAGGUCUCCAAGAGAUGCCAGCUUUCAUAUAUUCCCUUCAGCCUCUACUACAGAGUCGUCACCAGCUGCUAAUGUGUCAGAUGGAAAGGUGCAACAAAAUAGCUUUCCCUGGCAGUCUCCUAUACCUUGCAGUAACAGCCUUCCUGCCACCUGCACUACUGGUCAGAGUAAAGUAGCAGCCUGGUUGCAGGACUCUGAAGAGAUGGACAGAUGUGCGGAAGAUCUUGCUCAUUGUCAGACAAACCUUGUGGAACUCAGUAAACUUCUUCAAAAUUUAGAAAUACUACAGAGAACUCAGUCAGCACCAAAUUUCACUGACAUGCAGGCUAACUGUGUAGAUAUUUCAAAGAAAGACAAGCGGGUUACGAGACGGUGGAGAACAAAAAGUGUCAGCAAAGAUGCAAAAAUUCAACUUCAGGAAGGGCCGGCACCGAAGGGCCAGUUCAGCACAACACGACGCCGGCAGAGACUAGCAGCUGCAGUGGCUACAACAGUCCCUUUCAGUGCUACAAUGUCGCCUGUUCGACUUCAUUCGUCCAAUCCCAACCUUUGCGCAGACAUUGACUUUCAGACUCCCCCAAGCCAUGUAACAGACCCUCUGGAGAGCUCUACUGAGUACAUGAAGCUUCAAGAAGAAUUCUGCCUGAUGGCGCAAAAAGUGCAUUCACUUUUGAAGUCUGCCUUUAACAGCAUAGCUAUAGAGAAGGAGAAGCUUAAGCAGAUCGUUUCAGAGCAGGAUGUCACAGGCCACAAUGCUCAAAUAGCACACCUCAGACAGUCCCUCUCUCAGGCUCUCAACCAGAAUGCUGAACUAAGGAGUCGCUUGAACAGAAUACAUUCAGAAUCUGUUAUUUGUGAUCAGGUUGUCAGUGUAAAUAUUAUCCCUAGUCCUGAUGAGGCGAGUGAACAAAUUCACGUCAGUUUGCCACUGUCUCAGCAAGUUUCUAAUGAGAGCAGGCUCUCUAUGUCUGAAUCCGUUUCAGAGUUUUUUGAUGCACAGGAAGUGCUUCUGUCUGCCAGCUCAUCAGAAAAUGAGGGUUCUGAUGAUGAAUCUUAUAUCAGUGAUGUGAGUGAUAACAUAUCUGAGGACAACACCAGUGUUGCAGACAGCAUUUCUCGGCAAAUUCUUAAUGGUGAACUAACAGGAGGUGCAUUCAGGAAUGGACGGAGAACUUGUCUCCCAGCUCCCAGCCCUGACACUAGUAACAUCAAUCUGUGGAAUAUUUUGAGAAAUAACAUUGGCAAAGAUCUUUCCAAAGUAUCCAUGCCAGUUGAGCUAAACGAACCUCUGAAUACCCUGCAACAUCUUUGUGAAGAGCUGGAAUACAGUGAGCUAUUGGACAAGGCUGCUGAAACAGAUGAUCCUUAUGAACGCAUGGUUCUCAUAGCUGCUUUUGCAGCAUCAGGCUAUGCCUCUACAUAUUUUAGGGCGGGAAGCAAGCCAUUUAACCCAGUGCUUGGUGAAACUUAUGAAUGUAUUAGAGAAGACAAAGGAUUUCGAUUUUUCUCAGAGCAGGUUAGCCACCAUCCUCCCAUUUCGGCCUGUCACUGUGAAUCGAAGAACUUUGUGUUUUGGCAAGAUAUCAGGUGGAAAAACAAGUUCUGGGGAAAAUCUAUGGAAAUUCUGCCAGUUGGAACAUUGAAUGUGACUCUUCCAAAGUAUGGAGACUACUAUGUCUGGAACAAAGUCACUACUUGCAUACAUAAUAUUCUUAGUGGAAGGAGAUGGAUAGAACACUACGGGGAGAUAACUAUCAGGAACACAAAAAGCAGUGUUUGUAUUUGUAAACUCACGUUUGUAAAGGUGAACUACUGGAAUUCAAAUGUAAAUGAGGUCCAGGGUGUUGUGAUAGAUCAAGAAGGGAAGGUGGUUCAUCGCCUUUUUGGAAAGUGGCAUGAAGGCCUUUACUGUGGGGUUGCACCUUCAGCCAAAUGCAUAUGGAGGCCAGGCUCCAUGCCAACCAAUUAUGAACGUUAUUAUGGCUUCACGAGGUUUGCUAUUGAGCUCAAUGAAUUAGAUCCUGUAAUGAAAGAUCUUCUUCCUACAACAGACGCACGAUUCAGGCCAGAUCAAAGGCUUCUGGAGGAAGGAAAUAUAGAAGCAGCGGCAUCUGAGAAGCAAAGAAUAGAAGAACUCCAGAGAGGUCGGAGGAGGUACAUGGAAGAACAUGGCAUUGAAUACGUCCCCAAAUUUUUUAAAAAAGUUAUUGACGCUAAUCAAAGAGAAGCCUGGGUUACCAAUGAUACCUACUGGGAACUGCGAAAGGAUCCUGGAUUUAGUAAAGUAGAAAUCCCUGUGCUCUGGUAAACUGAGAAUGUAGAUCUAGUAAACAUAUCACUCUGAAGAAAAGAAUAACUAUGCACAAUAUGUUUCUUAUAGCUAAGCGUGGUUUGUGGGUCUACAGAAAAACCUAUCAUUCGCAUUUAUAUUCAUCUUUAUAACAGACUUUUGAAAGUGCAUUAGACCAGGCCCCUGACCACUUCUGGAUCUUUUUAAUUUUGCAGCAGCCAUUAAAAAAAAAAAAAAAAAAAAAGAAAAAAAAAAGAAACGGAAACCUUUUGAAGUUUCAUACACUGAAAAUUCAGAACAAAAGAAGCAGAUGAGUUAUCCAAAGUCACUCAGAAGAGAUGGUAAACACAAAACUGCAACUGGUGCUUUAAACAGACAUUAAGAGUAAUGUAAUUUAAAUUUAAAAAAAAAAAAAAGAAAAAAAAGAAAGAAAAAGAGAAAAAUAUCCAUUUUGUUUCAGCUAUUUUUGUUAAAAACUCUUCUGUCACAAUACUGUCAUUUCUGGCUUCAGGUUAGUCCUUUGGUGUGAUGUGCUUGGACUGGCCUUUGUCAAAAAGAUAUGCUUUUCCAGAAGCUGUUCCCAUUCAUAUGCCAUUGUUCAUGCCUUAAACAAAAUAUGAAGAUGUACAGUAAGUAAUUUUAAAAUAUGUAUCCUUAGGCUUGUGUGAAGGGCAGAUUUUUAAGGCACUAGAAUUUUCUUAUAUAAAUAUUGGAGAACCUGCAUUAUUUAAAAUCAAAAGACUAUAUUUCAGAGGAAUGAGAUCUACUGUACAUGCUUUAGCUUUGGGAAGCUGACUGUAUAAUCAGUCUGAAAAGAAACUACUAAGUGGUUGAAUUUCAUGCAGUUUUGCUAAAUGCAUAUGAAUUGCUAGUGAGAAAGUUCAUGUUCUAGGUGACUGAUGCUGAAAUGCAAUCAUCACUGUUACCACAGGCUGGAUGUAGUCUCACAGUGAAUCUCAUUUCUCUGUAACUGCUUGUAUAAUUAGAAAUUUCUGAAGCUUUGCAGCAUUAAAACUACAUAAAUAGUUCACAGGAAGGUCUCUGGCUUCUCUCCGGAAGCUGAGUAGUACUGUAAAUGCAGCUGUUUUCUGCCACACACACUGUUUACUUUUCUGGCCCUGGUUUUUUCCCCAUCCACUGCUCUUAUCCAAAUUUAUAUUUCAGAAUAUGGCAGAGGAUCCCAUGCAUUGUAGCUAACAACUACUACUUGUGUUGCCAAAAUAGCUUUUGUGCAAAGUUAUAUUUUACAGUAUUUCAUAAAGUGAUUCUAUAUUUUUUGAUUAAGAACCAAGUCUCUUAUUUGUUGCUAAGCCUCAAAUAAUAUGUGUGGGAGAAGGCUUGGAACUUUCUAUUUGAAAAUCUCUGAAACAUUUAACAGUAGGAGGGCAGAUUUUAAUAAAAGGAAAAAAAAUUAAUUUUAUUAAGUAAAAAAUACAUUCCAUAUGGUAUGAUCUAGUCUUCCAUUUAUGCAUGUGUUAUAUAUCCAGGCACUGAUGAUAGGUUAGAUUUCAUGCAUAUAUGCUGUAUUUCUUUCUAGACAUACAUAGUACACUUGACUUUUUCUAUUUAAGAUUGAUCCCAGUAAUGAGACCUAAAAAAGUUGUUAGAUAUAUACGUGAUCCUGGCAGCAAAGCUAUCUGAACAGUUCUCUGUAGUUUACCACACAUACACAGCUCUCCACCUGCUUCUUCCUUUUGCAGAGUCGGGUCCUUACAAAACUGAGAUUACUUUGAUUAUUUAAUAUGCAUUUAGUUCUCCCCCUUGUUUGUAUGGCAAAGCAACUGGCAGAGCACCUAGCUACUGAUAAACUCCAAUGUCUGCACACAGUCCUGUUACCAGGAAGAACUAUGAAAGCCUAAAGAAAAUAUUAAGUAGAAUUUUAAGAACUGUGAAUGCUUAUGAAUUGCUUAUGAAUAUCUGGUAUGAAAAAACUGUGUGCAGAUUAACAGAAUUUUGUCCAAAGAAAAUUUUGAGUUAUUCAAAGAACUGUAUCUUUUUCUUUCCUAGUUGAACCUCAUCUAGUCUGAUUUUUUUCAUAGCUCUGAAAUUGCCCUUAUAAGAAAAUGAAAAUAUUUAAGAGUUUGGUGUUUCAAUCAUAUUCGGUUCACUUCAUCAUACUUGCUUUAAUGAUAUUACAUUAUGAAUCAAACUGGCACGUUGUGUGCAAAAUAGCAAUGAAUUAUUCUGUGGCAUGUUCCUUAAAAACAACAUUAUUAAACAUCUGCCCACCUCAUGUUCCAGUCUUUAUGUGCAGUUCACUGUGACAUUGGAAAGCAUUAUGUGUGUAUGACUGCAGGUAUAUUUGAGGGACAGAAGCUAUGUGUCCUUGUGGUUUUGUUUUUGAAAGUGGGUUUUUAAUUUAAAUACGUAAAUAAACCCUUUAGUUUUACAGUGUUCUGCUAGUAUUUUGUGAAUGCCAUUAUUUGCAAUGCAAACUAAGACUUGGAGAACAAUAAAGAAGAUAUCACUGAUUUACUUAUUUUUAUAAUUGCUUAUUUGACACUCAUUUAAAUAGAAAUAGCAUUAACAUUUGUAGAAUUAAACAAAAAUCUGUGAUAUGCUAAAUCUUUGUAUUGAAGGCACUUUUUAAAUUUACUGAAUGUUAAAUUAUUUCAUUAGUAAGAGGAGGAAACACAAAACAAUGCUUCACAAAAUAUUUGCAGUCUUAAUCAGAAAUUGGAAAGUGCUGGCAGAUGUACCAUAAAGCAGUUUCUUAUAGUGCAGAAUUCUCUUGAUUCUGUGCAAAAUAUUUUAUUAAUAUUUUUACUGUAACCUUGGGUGAUAUCAUCACAUAUUUUGUGCUGUUUCUAAAGAGAAUGAGUUAAUAGAGGAUAGGUCUGGGGGCUUCUAUCCAAAUUAUAAUUUUUAGACAGCAUGUGAAAUUUCAGCAGCACUGAAUCGUGUGGAAUAUCGGGCUCUCCACAUCCGCAGCCAGUGUAGUGCGGAAUGGGCUUUCCCAUGUUGCAGUGAGAAUGCACUGUUGGCUCCUUUGCAGCCUGGCACGCAUUGUAAAUGCCUGCUGCUUUUCAGCAGGGCUACAGUUCGGCCAUCCAUUCCCAGCACGUGGCAUUUUUCCACACCAGCUGCAGACGUUUGCGCUUCCUUUGAACUUCAGGAAGUAUCUUCUGGCCCAGUCUUGAAGCUGAGUAAUAUCCUUCCAAUUGAAGCUUUGCCAUUUGGCAUGCCAUCUCAUCCUCCUAAUUCACUGUCAUCUGAGAACUUGUUAGCCUGUAGUCUAUGUCCUUGCCCAGGUCACUGCUGAGAUGUUAAUUGACGUUGGCCACAAAAUUGACCCCUGUAGAGGUGUCCGUGUUGUGGGCUGCUAGAAUGGUGUAUGAUCAACGCUCUUCAAGCACUCCAUUAAUCCAGGCAGUAUUUUCUUUUGAGAAGCACGAAAAAUACCUACCAACUCAGUAAUUUAAUUGCUGUAGGUUUGGUAUGUGAUGAAAAUUAGUGCAAACUGUUUGACGUUUAAAAGAUUUUAAACAAUUUAAGAAGUUCUUCAAAGACAUAUGCUUUGGUUUUUCCCAUGUUUUCUCAAAACACUUAUUUAUGUAUAAAAUACACAAACCUUAUGCUUUAGUUUCACAAUAGUGAACUGUACUUUCAAUGACUAUUUUAAAAGUGUAUCUUAAUUUGUUUCCUGUUCUGAUACUGUGGACAUCAUAGGGUAAUAAUAACUCUUUUCAUCAAAUGUAAUGUCUUACAAAGACUUACAUAGCUUUGUUCCUUUUUUAGGUCUUUGUUAACAACGUGGUAGAUUUCUUGGCAUAUUAGAACUUGUCGUCUCACUGGGAGACACAUUUUUAAUCAAAUGAUUUUCAUACAUCACUAUGAUUAAGAAGUCAUCUAGACACUCAUUCUAAUUUUAGACAGGUACAAGUUGCAUGAAAUAAACUUUUUUUCUGGUAUUUGGUUUUUAAAGUGAACUCCCACUGUAAUGCUCUUUUCAUCUUACAAAUAAGUCACCUUUUUUCUGUUUUCUUAUUUUGAACUUCUGACUCUGAAUAAGCUUGUAUAGCUUUUGUGGGUUUUAUUUGAAUAGCACAUGGUAGGCAUAUGUCCAGUAUCGUGGUCCGUAUACAUGACACAAUUUUGAAAGACAUUGCCCUUGAGUCCCUACUGAACACUAUCAGAGCUGUCUGGAAAAGAAUUAUGCAAAUCUUAAGGCACACUGGGAGCCAGUGCUGGUCCUGCCCUCAUGGGUACCUGGUGAGAAGCUUGCAUCUGGGACAUGACCUCUGUUUCCCAUGGAGGUAAUAUGGGAUUUUCUCACCCUUGAGCUGGUGCAAUGCAGUCUUGUUUGUAGUUUCUCUCAAAAAAUCUGAAUUUUUAGAAAUAGGAAGGGUAUUACUUGCACAGUAACCAGGAGGUCUGAAUAUGACAAUUCUCAGAGUUUUGCAAAAGUUGCUUAGUAUUUGAAAGGGUAUUUGCAUUUAUGUGGUAAAAUCAAAGGAGGAUUUAAGUUUGAGAGUUUGGCCUACCUGAGGGAAGAUGAUUAAUACUGACAGCAGUGUGUAAGAAGCUCUAUAAUAGCCUCCCUGGUCACCCUGUAUUAUACACAGACUUGGAAGUAAGCUACCAAAGUUUAGUGUCAUAUAACCACUUAUCGUGGCAGCUACUAGGGUUGAAAAUACUAACUUGGGCUUUCUACCUGUCUGUCAUUAAGUAACAGUUGUCAAAAUUGUGUAAAACUUGAAUUUGCUUUUCACAGCACAUGUUGAUAAAAGCUGAAGUAGGCAGGGACACAGUAGCAACCAAGGUUUUUUGUUAAUGUGCUCAAAAUUGUGAUGGUAUAUUUAGUAUAAGACAUUAUACACUUUUCUACUUUACCAUCUCUGCUUACUUUUCUUAUAAUUCUGGAACCAUUCAGAAGUAAUUUAGUGAAGAAAGGGGUUUUUUUUUGUUUUUGUUUUGUUUAACAGAAGAAUAUAUAUGUCCGUUAAUAACGAUUUAAUUUUUUCUGGGGAGGGUAUUUCCCUGAGCUCCAUUAGAGCAGUGAAUGGCACUCUUGAGAAAGUGGCAAAUCUCAGUAAGCUCAGAGAGAAAUGGCUUAUUUACAGCAAUUUUUUUUUCUACGAUAUAUUGCAAAGAGUCCGCUUACAAAAGCAAAUACAGUAUUUGCUCUUUAAACUAUCGAAUGUAAAACACCUUCAUUCAUUAGCUUUUGUGUAAGCUACGUCUUUCUUCCAUGAAGCUGAAAAGCCUCUUUAUGGAAGGAUUUUUAUAUGCUGUUUUGCAGAUUUAAAAAGUGAUACCAAUGUACUUGUAGGUGUUUUAUAUGCCCAUCUCCUCCUUUGUAAAGUUUAGUCGUAUUAUAGACACAUCAUAUCUUAUUUUUUUUUUUCCUUUUGCCGUCCUUGCAAUGUUUGACAAACCCCAGAAAAGAAAAGGGAGGGAGAGACUACGACAGAGAACCGUGAGACUAGUCACAGCAGUUGUAACAAAAUAGAAAGUUUUCUUACUUUUAUUAAUUAAAAUGUCAGCAGAGGUGCUGAAUCUGUUUCAGGCAGGCUAUCUUAAUACCAUUUUUCUUUCCUCUGAUCCAUGACAGCAUGAAAAAAGGGAAGCUUGGUGACACUUGUUAAUUAAUUAAUUCUAAAGAUGAAGGGAGAUUUUUAUUUCUUUUAUAAAUAGAAAUGACUGUAGCCAGCAUUUGGCUGAAGGUGUAUUGGUAAUGUGGACAAAGAGUUACAUAUUUUAGAAAUAAGGAAACUGUAAAGGUGGAAUAUAUAACCAGCAGUGCGUAACAUAUUCUAUCGUGACCUAUGAAUAAUUCAUUGAAGUAUGGUAAAGCUACCGUAUUCAAACUGCUACGGUAUUCAUACUCCUGGAGCAAGGAUCCAGAUAUUGUCUCCUAUGAAACACUAAAACUUAUUUCCAUAUUGACUGCUACUUUUAAUGGUUUGCAUUAAUGAAAGGGGGAGAUGCUAUGCUAAUGUAUAAUGUUGCUGGCCCAGAACAUUAGGAAUUAAAAAAGAGAAGACAGGAGGAUAUUCCGUCAAAAAGUCAGAAGUGAGUACUUUAUCUUUUACAUCCUGAGCUUCAAAAUGGUGCACUAUACAAGAGCAGCACACACAAUGGUAAGUAUUCAACCAGAACUAUUCUUCUUCAUUGAUGUACUCACUCCUUAUACUGGUCAGCGUGCAAGAUCUUCUGAAGCUGCAUUACUAUUUAUGAUUACGUUUUUGGCCAGGGGUUGGUUUGUCAGGUCCACCGAGGAAAAUCAGUGUAGAGUGAUAACAAACUCUUAUUUCUUUUCCAGUAGUCCUGUGUGAAUGCUGUCUCUCUUCCUUUGUUAAAUUCAGCAGAACAAGAAAUAUUACAGUAGUAUUGUCAAAACUGAUAUAAAUUGAUUCCUCAGUAUUUUACAGGCAAAGGAAAAUUCAGUGUAGCUUCUUUCAAUGUGCUGAAGAAAUACAGACAAGACCUGCAAUAAUCUUUGCUUAAUAUUUUAUAAAAUAUUUGAGAUUGGAUCACGAAUAAUAAAACUAUACAUAAAUAUAUUAAACUUGCUUUGUCACUUAUCUUGACAUCAACAUUGAAAAUUAUCAUUCCAAUUUGAGUUUAGAAAUUAGAUCUGUUUAGUUAUCUGUUUAGAAAUAAGCGUUACUGAUAUUAUUUAGUGGUUGAAAUAGAUUAUUACAAAUUCAGAUCUCAAUAAUUUUUUUUCAGCUGAAUCUCAAACAAGACCCGACUAUGAGCUGGAAAAUAAGUACUGAUGAGUGUAUUUUUAUAUACAUUCAUAAAUGCAAAAUCAGCAACUUCUACUUGAGUUAAGCUUUUGCACUCAUUAGCAAAAGCACUGUUCUUGUUCUUUGUAAUUAUUUCUAAACUAAUUGUAAACUAAUUUCUAAACUAAUUUCUAAACAUUCAUUCUGCAGUGUCAUGGUUUUAAACCUAGCUGGUAAUGAGGAACAUGUAGCAACUUAUUCUCUUCCUCCUGCCCUGGUGGGAUGGGAAGAAUUAUUGUGGGGGGAGAAAAAGGUUGAGAUAAAGGUAGUUUAAUAGGACAACAAAAGAAGACAGAAUACAGGAAUAGUAAUAGUGAUAGGAUAUACGAAACAAGUGGUGCACAAGGAAUUGCUCAGUUGCCUGAUGACUGAUACCCAUUCUGCGUCUAAGCAGCAAUCCCCGAGCAGUGAAUUGUAGCCCCUGGCCAGCUUCCCAUUUGUGUGCUGAGCGUGAUGUUAUAUGGUAUCAAAUAUCUCUUGGGCCCACUGGGUCAGCUGCCUGGCUGUGCUCCCUUCCAGCUUCUUGUACACCUGCUCACCAGCAGAGUAUGGGAAACUGAGAAAGUCCUUGAUUUCUUAGCAGCAACUCAAACCAUCAGUGUAUUAUCAACAUUCUUCUCAUAUUAACUCUAAAACACAGCGGCUUCUGGGAAGAAAAUUAACUCUAUUCUAGCUGAGCAUAAGCGUUACCUGACAACAACUAAGACAAUACAUGUUAUUGACAUUAUUCUAAAUUUAAAUCUAAAACACAGUCGCUACUCAGAAGAAAAUUAACUGUAUCCCAGCUGAAACCAGGAUACUCACAAAGAAUUAAUUAUGUGUGAAGCUUGAGUUUUGAAAAUUAAACAACGUUUGGAGCUCCAUGGAAACGAAGAGUGGUGCUUCUGUCUUGCACCUAAUGCUCAGAUCUUGUUCAAUCUCUAGCUAUCAGAGUCGAGUGGACCGAUAGUGCUCACUCGCUAAAAUUUCAUCCUUCAACCAAAAAGAAAUAUGUCGGCUUUUGUGGAUGGGAUUCUUCUUUGUAUAUUUACUUGUGUCUAUAUUAUUUACUAUAAAAUGAGUAAGAAAUCAAGCUGUGCUAGCAUUUGGUGUCUCAAAACUUUUCUUUCACCAAAAUGCGUAGCCAACUCCUUGUACUUUAUCUGCUACUGCUAGAUUUUAUUUAGCAUGUAAAAAGCCAUCAAAAAAUUCAACUACUAUGGUAUCCAG
Messenger RNA from Cuculus canorus (common cuckoo), 11173 nucleotides. RefSeq names its product oxysterol binding protein like 6 (gene OSBPL6). The record is from RefSeq and is a predicted model, not a curated record. NCBI's taxonomy places the organism in Eukaryota, Metazoa, Chordata, Aves, Cuculiformes, Cuculidae. Gene Ontology annotation, molecular function: cholesterol binding. Bases 375 to 3248 code for a protein of 957 amino acids. Gene Ontology annotation, cellular component: perinuclear endoplasmic reticulum; intracellular membrane-bounded organelle; cytosol. The transcript is spliced from 26 exons.